Carcharodon carcharias (great white shark) is the source of this 3407-nucleotide messenger RNA. Its product is annotated as beta-1,4-galactosyltransferase 3-like. Gene Ontology annotation, molecular function: glycosyltransferase activity. Gene Ontology annotation, biological process: carbohydrate metabolic process. The transcript is spliced from 6 exons. The coding region runs from base 187 to 1245 and encodes 352 amino acids. Lineage: Eukaryota; Metazoa; Chordata; Chondrichthyes; Lamniformes; Lamnidae. The record is from RefSeq and is a predicted model, not a curated record.
AAAAGGAUGUGAAGGAGCGGACGGUUGUGGUUGUUAUGUUUGUGCUCCCCCGAGUCACUUGUCCACUGCUCUCGGUCGUGAAGUAGGUGGCCGCCGGGAUGUGUUGUCGCUGUGAAGCUGAGCAGUAAGCUGGCUCAGGUUGUGGCUCCUGUUCGCAGCGUGUCUUUACUGGAAGCGGUGGGGAGGAUGAGCCGCUUGUGCUCCCCGAACCGGCCCUGUACUCUGCUCCUGGUGGCUUUCCUCCAGUUGGCUUUCGUGCUGUUCCUGUACCGCCGCAGCCUGUCCGGCUCCUUCACCAGCUCCCUGUAUGAAGAAGACCGCGUCGGUGACUGGGAUUAUUCUAAAACUCACGAUGUUUACACCAACCUCAGUCUGGUCACCCCGAGCCCAGACCGACAAACUUUAAGCAGCUGUCCGGACGAGUCGCCGCUGCUCGUUGGACCGCUGACUAUCAGCUUUCAGAAAAUUCCAAUUAUGAGCAAAAUUGCAAGGAAAAAUCCAUAUGUUCAAGCUGGUGGACGAUACACUCCCCCACACUGCAAAGCUCAAUAUAAAACAGCAAUCCUUGUUCCUCAUCGAAAUAGGGAGCCACAUUUGCGCCAUCUUCUGUAUUACCUUCAUCCAUUUUUGCAGCGCCAACAGCUUCAGUAUGCAAUAUAUGUCAUCCAUCAGACUGGAAACCGUACCUUUAAUAGGGCAAAGCUACUUAAUGUUGGCGUGAGGGAAGCAUUAAAGGAUGAAGACUGGGACUGCCUAUUUCUACAUGAUGUUGACCUUAUUCCAGAGAACGAUUACAAUCUGUACAUCUGCAAUGAGAAAUACCCCAAGCAUGUAUCCAGCGCAAUGAAUAAAUUCAAGUACAGGCUACCGUAUAAGAUGUAUUUUGGUGGUGUUUCAGCCUUGACUCCUGAUCAGUACUUGAGGAUUAAUGGCUUCCCAAAUACAUACUGGGGUUGGGGUGGAGAAGAUGAUGACAUUUCUGCUAGAAUUUAUUUAGCAGGAAUGAAGAUAAUUCGAACUCCCCUCUCACUUGGACAUUACAAAAUGAUCUCUCACAGUAUGGAUGUGGGUAAUGAAAAAAAUGAAAAAAGAUUUGACAUGGUAGUAAAGGUAUCCCGGUCAUGGCGAUCUGAUGGGAUGAAUUCUAUAGACUACAAUUUGCUUCAAAAGGAGGAGCUUCCUUUGUACACCAACAUCACUGUGGACUUUGGGAACAGUCCAAACGUACAGGCCAAAGCUAAUUAACAAAUGUCUGUCCCUUAAAAGCCAAUAAUAUGGUUAAAGAUGUUGUCUUAACGGGCACUAUUGCAAAUACAGGUUCAAGAAAAUCCAAAGGAAACUACAAUCUAAGAACUCCAUCAGAAAUGCAAAGAGAUGACCUACCUACUGCCAUCUAUUACUCUUGAACAAAUUGUCUCUGAAGUAAGAUUUUCAGAAUUUUCACACUUCUGUAUUCUUGAGUGACUAGGACAAUGUGGGUGGAAAGAUUACUGUUUCUUUCCAUUUGUUGCUUAGACAUUACUGGUUACAAAAUACUAUGAAAUUUAAGAACCUAGAUCAUGGUAUGUGGAAUAAGGCCUUUUAAAUGGGUUAUUUUUAUACUCUUAAACCCUUGGCAACAUGCAUGGUUGACUUGAUAAUUGGUGCCUGUGUUGCAUCUAGUGAAAAUUUAGAGAACCAAAGGCAGUUAAUAAAUUUACACUUCAAGAAUAUUCUGUACAGCUCCAUACAGUUCUGUUUAAGCUCUAAUUGCCUAUAUUAAAAAAUUGCAUCAGGUCUACCUUUCGGCUUGUGAUUCUGCUACAAUCUAAUGAAAUAAACUAUUUAUUGUUGCAAUUUACUCAUACAGCUAAAAUUGAUUAUACUUGUUCAAUAUACUAAAUAUGCUCAAACCUGCACAUUUACCAGCAUAGUCUUGUUUGCGCUAUGGAGGCAUUGCCGCCAAUUAGUUAAUUUACUACCACCUUGUUCUAUGGAUGUUUCGUUCUACAAUUACUGUUUUUUUAAAAGGCAAGGGGCUGCUUUGGUAGCUGUGACACAUUUUGCUUGCAUUUAUGUCACCCAUCAAUUUAAAUCUGAAUGCUGUGUCUAUGCAAGUAUAUUAAGCAUGUAAUUUGUGGUUUCUACUGUUCACUUUUUCAGUGAGCUAUUAAAUAGAACUUUGUGCUGAAUACAAUUUUUAUAGUGCUAGAAUAAUCCUAGUCACCAUUUUUAUUUUGUGUUGAGUUCUUUUGGGGUUAAUAUUUGUAGUCUUGGAGGUCAACCUUCUUGCUUACCAAAGACCCUCUCCUUCCCACCCCCAAAAUUUUUCCCCAAUUUCAAUUGUCUCAUUUUUUAUUGUUUUUUUAAAAAUGGUUUGAUGCGUUAUGCCAAUGUUCUUACAGUAUCCUGAUCUUGUCAUGCAACAACUGACUGUGCUACCUGCCUGGCCUUCAAGGGUGUACCAAUAUUAUUCAAUAACAACAGCCCUGCUGAUCUUCCCCUUGAUCUCUUUCCUUGUGCAAAACCUGACUUAUGCUAGCAAAAUGGCUGAGAUCAAGAACUCUGGAAUGAGCUGAUCACAUGUCCCAACACACUCCAUGUGCUAUCAUGCACAGACUAAAUGUGACACCUGAUUUAAAAUCACAUAGUUUGAGUUUCAUUAAGUACUCAUUUUCCUGCACAGAAUUGAUUUUAAUGCAAUAGUAUGACCAUUUCUGUUGUGCUAAACUUCUUAACGCUUUCAGUUUAUAUGUGAAAGCUGAAAAUAGCUAAAAUGAUUGACCACUUGAUAUUACAAACAUGUCUCACCCACAAUUGAUCUCAAGACCUGUAUUGUAACUAUUGUGCUUUUGAGACAAAUUAAAGAAUGAUACAGCACAAAGGGACCUUUCAGCCCACUGUGCCUGUUCUCACUAUUUGGAAGAACUAUUGAUCAGUCCUAUUGCACUGAUUUUUCCCCAAAACGCUGCAAUUUUUAAAAAUUUUUCAGUAUGAGGUUCAAUUCAUUAUUGAACCUGAUGUAUGCAUUCCUUAUCAUAACUUGCUGAGUAAAAUAAUUCUCAUCUAUGUUUUUUUGCCAUCUGUCUUAAAUCUGUGUCAUCUGAUUGCUGACUCCUGUCACUGGAAACAGUUUCUCCUCAUGCAAUCAAUGAAAAACCCCCAAUUUUGAACUUAAAUUUCUCCUUAACCUGCUGCUGGAAGGAAAAGAGUGCCAGCUUCUUUUGUGCCCCAUCAGAUAACUAAACUGGUACCAUCCUCCUUUCUACCCUUAAGGUCUGGAUACCCUUUAUAAACUGAGAUUGUGUGCCUUUUCUAUAAUACUUCAUGCAAGCAAAAAUUGCAUCUAUUUAUGUGGUAGUACAGAACUUGAGUAAUGCUGAGAAAAAAGAGACAUGCUGUCAAAGCUUUUCAUCUUGCAUUCAUCA